This is a messenger RNA of Candidula unifasciata, 1511 nucleotides long. Lineage: Eukaryota; Metazoa; Mollusca; Gastropoda; Stylommatophora; Geomitridae. The record is from the annotation of a GenBank genome assembly.
UUUCACUGUCUGCAUGUCUCAUCCGCGCUUGUGAUGAGAUUUCCGAGCUGGUGCAUUGCCUUCAUACGAGGCUAGACCUCAGUGUUGCCAGUGAGCCACGGCUGCCAGUGUUUUUGACAACCACUCUCAGGAACAUCAUCAUCUUGCUUGCCAGACUUCCAGCUUUGAACACCUAUGCUCGUACUCCUCCGCUUGUCUGGAGGCUAGGCUGGUCCCCCACCCCUUCUGGAGAGCUGCAUACCUGCCUGCCUCCUUUACCUGUGGAGUACUUGCAAGAGAAAGAUGUUCUGAAAGAAUUUGUGUUCAGAAUUAAUUCACUAGGCUGGAUAAACAGACAACAGUUUGAGGAAAGCUGGAUGAGUUUGCUAGGAGUUCUCAACCCUGUGUCACACACAGACCAUGAACUCUCCCCAGAGGAGGAAAUAGAACAGGCUCAGGGAAUGGUCAUAGCAGUAAAAGCCAUCACAUCCCUUCUUCUGCAAGCAUCACUUGUACCCUGCGCUGGCAAUCCAGCUAAUGGUUCUUAUGAGACCAGGCCGAGGGACAAACCAUUGGCUUUCCUUCAUACCAGAUGUGGCAAGAAGCUAUCAGUUAUCCGAGGUCUGAUUGAGCAAGAAAUUAUAAAUUUAUGUGCUGCCAGGCCAGACAGAAUGGUCCCUCAGUCUUACAGUGGAAGCCCAUCAGAUAGAACAAGCCUGAGUUUGUAUGAAUGUAACCUGGAGAGAGAACUAGGAUUAGAGGACUUCAGUCUGGGACAGAUAUCUAUUGAAUCAACGUGGUCAUUGGUUGGUAGCUUGGAGAAUAACCUCUCAAAUUCAGACACCACUGAUUCUCUUGAUAGUCCCCGAGGUCAGGGAGACGCAACUGAUAUCGCUGCAUCAUCUUCCUCAACCUCUAGAGGACAGAAGUUGGCCUCCACUCGAUCGGUCAGCAACUGUGGACUGGACAUUCAUUCCUGCCUCCAGUUUUUGCUAGAGCUCUAUGGAGCCUGGCUGCAUAUUGAUAACAACCCCAAGCCACCUCUCAUGCUUCUCAACUCAGUAGUGAAAUCAAUAGUGUGCUUGUCAGACUUAUUCAUGGAGAGGGAGCAGUUUGAGUUCAUGCAAGACAUCCUUCUAGACCUCCUCAAGGGACAUCCUGUGGAGGAUGAGCUCAUCACCCAGUAUCUUGUAGUGGGCAUGUGCAAGGCAACAGCUGUUGUUGGCACGGAGGCAUUGGUCAGUGAGCGUGUGGUCAAAUUAAUAGAGGCAGGACUAAAGAGUACUCACUUACCAACUAAAAUAUCUGCUCUUCAUGGAUCGUUGUAUCUGCUGGAGAGUGGGGUCACAGACCUCAACAUGACCCUGCUGCCGAUUCUCACCGACUUCCUGGUCAAGCAUCUGACCAUUGUGUCCCAAGCUUGCAUCAUCAGUCAACAGUUUGUGGCCACCAUGUGGGCUGUAGCUUUCUACAUCAUUGAGAACUUCUCUUCCAGCAUCAAGGAUAUGGAGUUCACACCCAAAGUUAUGCAG